Molecule: messenger RNA, 1021 nt
Organism: Clupea harengus (Atlantic herring)
Lineage: Eukaryota; Metazoa; Chordata; Actinopteri; Clupeiformes; Clupeidae
Product: C-type lectin domain family 4 member E-like
Exons: 6
Coding region: 306-902 (198 amino acids)
Source: RefSeq, a predicted model, not a curated record
UUGUAACCGGGAAGGGACUUUUGUUUUGAAAAUACAACUUUUAUUGUGAAGCAGGAAGUGGUCCUCAUGACAGGAAAUACAGGAAGUCAAGUCACUUAAGCACAGGUAGUGUGAGUGUUUGUAAAGCAUAUGGUGACUGCUAAUGGGGGACUUAACCUGCUGGCCACUACCAGGGAUGCUACUGGUUUUCAACUGAUAACUUGACAGUUGCUUCAUAUGGCCCAAAUAGGUCCACGGCAGUGAACUGAAAUGGAGCUGCUGGCGCAGUUCGCUCAGGUGAGUUCCGAGCCUACAGGCUGAUUGCCAUGGCCUUUGGUCUACUAUGUGUCCUGCAAGUGGCUCUCAAUGUGUAUCUACGGAUUAACUGUAUGGAGGACAACAUACAGCACAAUGUCACAGGACACAAACAGCUGUUGCAAACCAACGACAGCAUCCUUGAGAAAGAGAUAGAACUGCUGAAGGCCAGCAACAACAUCCUCACCAAAGAAAGAGACCAGUUACUCAGAGCUAAAGGAAAUAGCUGCCCAGAGAAAUGGAUGUCCUUUGGUUCUAGCUGCUACUACAAAUCCUCAAUUAAGGCAACCUGGAGCGACUCUCGACAGGACUGUAGAGAAAGAGGAGCUGACCUGAUAAUUAUAAACACAAAAGAGGAACAAGACUUUGUAAGAAAUCUUCACACCAGAGCUUGGAUUGGCUUGGAUUGGAAAUGGGUGGACGAAACCCCACUGAUCAAUGGGUUUUGGAAGUACGGUGAACCAAAUGAAAACAAUGAUGCAGAAAACUGUGUUGAAGUUGAUGGCCAUGCAUCAAAUUCAGAGUGGAAUGAUAUUCCAUGUGAUUUCCUGUGGUAUUGGAUCUGUGAGAAGCCUAUUAACCCCGAACUCUUAAAACAUCAAGCUUGAAUUUGUACUUCUACUUGAAUUUGUUAACUACAUUUGUUAGACCAAUGUAAUGAUGCAUGCAACACAUACACAUACACAUGCACACACAUGCAUGACCACACACACGCACGCACACACAC